AUGGGUGAUAGCGACUGGGAUCCCUAUGCCACGACGAUGAAGACCGCGUUCACGGGCAAAACGGGGGCAGCGCCUGUGUCGACUCAUCAAAAAGGUAUUAGAAGAUUAGGAUAUGCAUAUUCACUUAGUGACCCUAUUUACAAUCAGACUCAAUACAACGAUGAAUAUGUUUGGAAAUCACAUUCCAAAGAAGAUUUGCUUAAAUCUGGGACCUCAAGAGGACUUGGGGGCCACAGACAUCACCCCGGUCAAGAUGUCUUGCUGCGGACACUACCUCGGUCCGUCACCAGCAUCAUAAAUGGCUGCCUCCUUCGGAAAAGUGCUGCUUCAGCAGAAGAAGUCAGGAAUGCACUGUCAAAUCAGUUUAUUUCUGUCACUAAGGAAGACUUUGUGGACAGAGCAGAAGCUCAGAAGAUUAGGAAAAGUUUUCAAGAGCCUCUUGAAUGGAAAAAGUCACUUCCCCGACCUCAAGACACUGAAUUUCGACGGAAUUACCAAGUUCCAGCUAAAAUUCCUGAGUUACAGGAUUUUAGUUUCAGAUAUGGAUGCUACUCAAACCUGCCUGUUGCUUCUCAGGGGCUAGUUCCUGCUGUGCUCUGCAGCCACCUGCGGAACCAAGAGUGCACCAAGAAACAGACUGUAUACCAAAGUGAUUAUGGGAGGAACUACUUGGAUUUCUUAAUGAUUCUGAAAUCGUUUGAUCCCUCUCAAAUCAAGGAGUACCUGAGCAACGUUUCCCAUAAAGACAGACAAAUUCUUGAUCGCUUUAUUCGUUCUCACUACAAUAUUGCCAAAGGAAGAAGUGAAAAAGGAAAAUAGAUCAAAUGAAGAAAAUCUGAAAAUCAGCAAAAGCCCUAGUGCUUGCCUCGUUAUUUUCUCAACAAUCAAGGAAAAAUAAGAUGCAAGUUGCUCCAUCUAUGUUACGAUAUUCACGACUUUGCAUUUUAUUUUGUCUUAUUUUUUAACAAUGAAAUCC
Molecule: messenger RNA, 976 nt
Organism: Choloepus didactylus (southern two-toed sloth)
Lineage: Eukaryota; Metazoa; Chordata; Mammalia; Pilosa; Megalonychidae
Gene: TEX26
Product: testis expressed 26
Cellular component (GO): cytoplasm
Source: RefSeq, a predicted model, not a curated record